UCCGGAGUUGUGCAGGGGCAGGUAAACAAAAUGGCGGCUGCCUAACAACUGAACUCCGGUAGGGAGGGAGGGAGAGGCGAUGCUGCAUGGAGCGGAACAACGACAACAGCAGCCAGAGGAGCCCGAGGAUUCCGAGCCCAUUUUGGCAGCUUUCAGAGACUAUCUCGAGAUGGACGAGGUGGUGGAUUACAUCAGUGAGAACGACCUGAUGGGAGUGGACACUUUCAUCCACAGGAUAGACUCCACCGACGUGAUCUACCAGCCGAGGAAAAAGAGAGCUAAGAUCAUCGGCAAGUACCUGAUGGGCGACCUGCUGGGCGAGGGUUCUUACGGCAAAGUCAAGGAAAUGCUGGACUCCGAGACGUUGUGCAGGAGGGCCGUGAAGAUCCUCAAGAAGAAGAAGCUGCGGAGGAUCCCGAAUGGGGAAGCGAAUGUCAAAAAGGAAAUCCAGUUGCUCAGGAGACUACGACACAAAAAUGUAAUCCAGUUGGUAGAUGUGCUGUAUAAUGAUGAAAAACAAAAGAUGUAUAUGGUAAUGGAAUAUUGUGUGUGUGGAAUGCAAGAAAUGUUGGACAGCGUCAAUGAUAAGAAAUUUCCAGUCUUUCAAGCUCAUGGGUACUUCUGCCAGUUAAUUGAUGGUCUAGAAUAUUUGCACAGUCAAGGGAUAGUCCACAAAGAUAUUAAACCAGGGAACCUUCUGCUAACGACGGAUGGCACUUUGAAAAUCUCAGACCUAGGAGUAGCUGAAGCAUUACACCCUUUUGCAGAGGAUGAUACAUGUAGGACGAGUCAAGGAUCACCAGCAUUCCAGCCUCCAGAAAUUGCAAAUGGACUAGAUACAUUUUCAGGGUUCAAGGUGGACAUUUGGUCUGCAGGGGUGACAUUAUACAAUAUUACAACUGGUCUUUAUCCAUUUGAGGGGGAUAACAUCUACAAAUUAUUUGAAAACAUAGGGAAAGGGGAGUAUACCAUUCCAGAAGAAUGUGGACCGUUGUUGACAGAUUUAUUACGAGGAAUGCUUGAAUAUGAUCCUGUGAAAAGGUUUUCAAUACAACAGAUUAGACAGCACAAUUGGUUUCGAAAAAAACAUCCUCAGACAGAAAAUCCGGUUCCUAUUCCUCCAAGCCCAGAGACCAAGGACAAAUGGAGAAGUAUGACAGUGGUGCCUUACCUGGAAGACUUGCAUGGUUAUAAUGAAGAUGAAGAAGAUCUGUACAGUGAAGAUGUGGAGAACGAAAUAAUUUAUACUCAGGAUUUUACAGUACCGGGACAGGUGCAGGUGCCUGAAGAAGAGAUUGAGCAAAACGGCCAAAACAGGAGCAAAGGCAGCCACAAAGCAAUGUGCAUGAAUGGUACAGAGGCAGGACAGUUUAACAGCAAGGUCAAAAAUGAACGGAGGUCAAGCUCUUCUUCCAAUCCAUCCCGCAAAGCCUCCACCAGUAGCAGCAAAGUUCGGAAACUCUCUGCAUGUAAACAACAAUGACCCGUCUGUAAACUCUGUGCUAGUUCUGAAGACGGGGGAUUGUGGUGCUGCUGCUGCCUUUGUUCUUGUGUGGACCAGCACCGGAAGCAAGCAACGGAAAAGAGGAGAAAGAAGCGGUGAACGAAUAAGAAACGAACCCAACCUCCUACCGAAAGAAAACGGCAUGCCAACCAACCAACGCCAGCUACUUAUUACACCAAACCUGAGUUUGAGAAAACCGUAUAACCAUGGAUAUUUAGAACUUUGUGCAAAGCCAAGUAGAAGCACUUUAUGUUUUAGACUACUUUCUGUUUAUACUGUACCUGCAGUAUAGUACACAUUGUGAUGUGUAAAUGCAUGCUGUAAAGGGCUUGGAGAAAGGGAAUAUAUUAUAAAGGGCGAUGGGUUGAAAAACCUCGUGUAUGUUAACCUGCGUUGUUCUGUAGCAGGUUCACUACGAAAUUCAACAUUUACCAAAUGAAAAUGUCUUGCUGCCACUUGUAGUUGGCAGUGACAGGAACACGUGUAUAGUUAAAUGUACCAUUUGGGAGGAUUUUUGAAAUCAUGAAGAGCUAUAAGAAAGGGCCUCGGUUUAUUGAGGCCUAUUCUGAACAGUGUUUUCUUUCCACUGCCAGUUUAUCCCAGCUUCAGUCACGUCACUGUUACAAAUAAUUUCAUUUAUCAAAUCAUCCCACGGUUACCUUCCCACCUGUUAGGCAUACUGACACAAGCAUUCCUAUAAUUUGCGGUGUGCUCCUGUGCUUUACACGCCAUUUUAAUUUCUGCCCCCCUCCACGGUAUUCUAUUCCAAAAUGAGAAUGCCAAAAAAAAAAUGGUUUUGAUGAUGAAACACACAGUCAGACAUCUGCUGCAUUUAUGCAGAGGCUACCAGGAUGUUUCCAAGGUUCAGAGAUGACAGGUAAAUGAUUUGCAGUCAGCAUUGGGGAUUGGAUCACUUUUGCAACACUGUUGGAUUGAUUACGGGCGUGGCAAGGUGCUGCGUGAGCAGUAAUACAUUCAAUUUAUGUGUUGGUGACAAUAAAAGCUCUCUGUAACAGGCUGUCUUACAAUGGUCUACCAAUGCAAUUCAUAAGUGUUUAUGGCUGCCAGUUCUUGCAUUAUUUCCUAAUGAAGCCUCUGUGCAUGAUAGUCCUGGCUCUUCUUUGAAAUAUUAAAACACUGUAGUGGUACCAAAGCAUUGCACUCAGUGGCCACUUUAUUAGGUAUACCUAAAGAAUCCACUGCUGUAGCCCAUCCACUUCAAGGUCCGACGUGUUGUGUGACCUCCCUGGAUUGCCUCCCCCUUCCCUUUCUCCUAUGGUCCACACUCCUCUCCUAUCAGAUUCUCUCAUCUACAGCCCUUGACCUUUCCCACCCACCUGGCUUCCCCAAUCACCUUUUAGCCUGCCUCCUUUCACUCCCCCAACCUUUUUAAUCUGGCGUCUUCCCCCUUUGUUCCUAGUCCUGAAGAAGGGUCUCGGCCUGAAUUCUCAACUGUUUAUUCAUUUCCGUAGAUGCUGCCUGACCUGCUGAAUUCUCCAGCAUUUUGUGUGUGAUGCUGUUCUGCAGAUCACUGUUGUAAUGUGUGGUUGUUUGAGUUACCGUUACCUUCCGGUCUGCUUGGACCAGUCUGGCAAUUCUCCUCUGACCUCUCUCAUUAACUAGGUGUUUUCAACCACAGAAAUGCCACUUACUGUUCUUUUAUUUCUUUUUUUUUGCUCCAUGCUCUGUAAACUCUAGAGCAGGGUUUCCCAAACCUUUUUAUGCCAUGGACCAAUAUCAUUAAGCAUUGUAUCCAUGGACCUCAGGUUGGGAACCCCUGCUCUAGAGCUGUGCAAUCUGUUGCACUUGAAGGUCACAGGAGAUCGGCAAUUUCUAAAAUACUCAAACCACCCCAUCUGGCACCAACAAUCACUCCACAGUUAAAGUUACUUAUAUCACAUUUCUUCCCCUUUUUGAUGUUUGGUCCAAACAACAACUGAACCACUUUUAUGCAUUGAGUUGCUGCCAUAUGACUGGCUGAUUUGAUAUUUGCAUUAUUAAUGGGCAGGUGUACAGGUUUAUUUAAUAAAGUGGACACUAAGUGGAUUUGUUUUACUUAAGUGGCUGCCAGUGUUAUUAUCAUGGAGACACUGAGUAGAAUUUUUAAAUCUGCACCCUAUUUCUUCUUGCAUUGCACUAGAAAUAGAAGGUAUGUGCUUACCUUUUGCUCUCUUGGAGUCAAUAAGAGCUACUCUAGGGAAUAAACUAUUUGCUAACUGUGCGAGGGAAUUAAUUCAGUUCCUGGACGACAACCAUUAAACCCAUUACUGGCCAAGAUGAAGCCUGAAUAUUGUUUUUAAAAAUUUUUACAGAAGGCACAGUCUGUUGCAUUUAAAAGUAACCUUUAUAUGCCAUUUUAAUUUCUACCACCACCACACCCACCCAUAUUCUAUUCCAAAAAUGAAAAUGCAAAAAUUGUUGAAGAAGCACACAACAGCUACCGGGUGUUCAAAUGUGGCUCCAACUCCAUGUACAAAUUUGCAGAUGAUUCCUCUGUCGUGGGCCGCAGCUCAAAUAGCGAUGAGUCAGAGGACAGGAAGGAGAGAGAAGCUUAGUGACUUGGUGUCAUGACAACAAGCUAUCUCUCAAUAUCAACGAGAGAACUGGUCAUUGACAUCAGAAAGGGGGGCAGUGCCUUUGUGAUGACAUAAAACACCCUCAACAAGUGGUAGCUUUUAUGCAGAAGCUACCCGUGUGCUUUCAAGAUUUAGAGAGUUUACAGGAUAAAAGUAAUACUUAAUUGUAUCAAAUUUCACUUGUUGAAUUUAAAAUGUUGACAAAAUCCAACAAGCAUUUUUCUUUUAGAUUAAUGGAGGUCUGAUAUUCAAUGUAGAUUGCAAUUAUGUUGUACAAUAUUUCAAAGUUUAAAGUAAACUUUAUUAUUAAAGUAAAUAUAUGUCACUAUAUAGAACCCUGAGAUUCAAAGGCAUGCUCUGCAAAUCUAUAGAAGUUGGAUUGAGCUAUUCAGAGUGGAGAAGUCAAGGCAGGGUUUUCGAUGCCCAUUCAGCUAACCCGGGUGUGAGGCUGGAUCUCUCUUAGCACCGAGCUGGUUUGGAGAGGUCGAGAGCAGCUUCGGGCUGGGUUGUGAGGUCUAGGCCCAGGACGCUUCGCUGCGGCAGGACCUGGGUCCUAAUUCGAGGCACAGUCUGCUGUUUGCACAAUUGAAAUACCAGCCCAGAUAGACUGGAAAGUCAGUGUUUCGUGGACCAGAGGUAAGGGUUGGGCCAAUUUCACUCUGAGGCUGCGAGGCUGCCCCAGCUAUGUGCUUCGUGUCUAUGAGCUUUGCAGCGAUUUGCUCCGCUAAUAGGAUGACCUGAGCCUGAGGCUUUGGGUCUACUUCUGGUUGCUCCAGGGAUUCAGAUCUAAGGACUCAAUCGGGUUCAGAAUGCUGUUGAUCGCUUCUUUUGUUUGCAUGAUUUGUGGGUUUUUUUCUCUUUCUCUGCACAUUGGGUGUUGGUCUUUAAUUUUUUUUGAUUGGGUUCUUUUGGGCCUCUUGUUUUGUGGCUGCCUGUAAGCAGAGAAAUCUCAAGAAUGUAUAAUUUAUACAUUAUUUUAAUCUACUUUGAGUCCUGAAUCUAUAACAGGAUCAAUGAAAGACCAACUGGAGUGCAGAAGACAACAAGCUGCAAAUGCGAAACAUAUUAAUGAUGUCUGGUUCUUCACUUGUGAAGAUCAGGAGAGAAAAUAAAUUCUCCAUUGCUUUGCUCCCUACUUGCACUGCGCAUGUUUAUUGUGAGGAUUGGUGCGUGUGGACUGAUUCCGCUCUGUAGGCCAAGGAAUGUUCCACAAUGGCACAGCGAGCUGCGACGUCCGCAAGGCUGUAGGUUGAGUAUUGGAGUUUUCCUUCUCCUAGACACACUGAAUAGGCAAGGCCAAUGAGUCCCACCUACCCGGGUUUGGAAUCUCCUAGGCUGGCUGCCAGCCAAGGUUGAUGAGCCCAGCCUGCCCGCUGGACACUCAGUUGUGCCAUGACACGACAAACUCAAUAAGAACAGGGACAACACAUGAAGGUGUUGCUAUGGUCACAGAAAGGAGAAGUUACAGAAGAUGUUUCACCUUCCUUAAAUGAGCAGGAUGUCCAGCCCAGGACUCACCAGUCCCCAAAUAUAUUAAUAAAUAAUGAGAACAUGAGAUAACAACAUAAAGGGUCCUUAAAAGUAGAUCACUGGUUGUGGGGACGUCUCAGUGGAUUGGCAAAUGAGUGUAGUUAUCCCCUUUUGUUCAACAGCCUGAUGGUUGUGGGGUAUUAGCUGUUCUUGAACAUGAUGGUGCGAUUCCUGAGGGUCUUGUAUGUUCUACCUGAUGGCAGUCGCAAGAAAGGAGCGUGGCCUGGGUGGUGAGGAUCUCCGAUGAUGGAUGCUGCUGUCCUACGACAGUGUUUCAUGUGGACGUGCUGAGCGGGGGAGGGCUUUACCUCUAAUGUACGGGGUCAUGUGAGGUUUUAUCUUUAGGAUUCAUCGUCCAUGGAUGUUUCUCAUGUUUGUGUAUCAGAAUCAACAUUUUUUUUAUCACUGACAUACAUCACAUAAUUUGUUAUUUUGUGGGAGCUGUACUGUGCAAGACAUAAAAGUCAAGGCAAGUUUAUUGUCAUUUAACUAUGUACAUGUAUACUGUCAAAUGAGACAUUUCUCCAGACCAGGGUGUAAAGCACAGUAGUACACAUAGAACACACAAUAACAUUAAAGUAAGAGUAAAAUCUACAAAUGAAAUACACAUAAAUAAACAAAGUAAAGGGAAUAAAUUAAAUAUUGUUGGCUACAGAACAAAUUAACUGGUGACACUUCAAAUACAAUGUGGCAGGGUGCUCAAAAGCCUAAGGGCCUGAGGGAAGAAACUGUUUCCCACUCUGACCGUUCUUGUCUUUAUACAUUGUACUCUCCUGCCUGAUGGUAGAAAGUCAAAAGGGAUGCUGGGUGGAUGGGUGGAACCCUUAAUAAUACUAAAAAAAUGUACUAUAAAUUACAAAAAAAAAAGAGCACAGGAAAGGUACAGAGAGGUAGUGUUUAUGGACUGUUGAGAAAUCUGAUGGUAGAAGGAAAUGGAUUACUCAGAACAUGAUACCAGACCCUGAAAAGGCAUAUAGGAAUUGAACAAAAAUGUGUUAGGAGAAGCAUACGGCAAGGUAAUGCCUCUCUGUGGUAUUCUUUCCACACUUAAAACAAGAGAGCACCAAAAUUUCUUUCAAAGCUUCAUUCUAAAUAGAGCAUUGCCGUAUUCUGUGGUUUAAGUUUGGUGUUAAGGAUUCCUUUUGGAAUAUCAUGUCAUUUCAUGUCACCAUUGUGCAUUUGAUAUUAAGAAUGAAAUGUUACAUAUUAAAGAGUUACGUACUAGUUUCAUGAACAUGCCUACCCCCAUUUCAGCGCUUGAGGUUGGACUUAACAAUAGGCGAUUGACCAUGGUCGUUAAUCCAUAAUGAAAAUGGCAGAAGCUGACCAAACAAAAAAGAGGUGUAGUCAGUAUAGUGUGGCGUAUCUGAAAUAUGGAGUUAUACCAGCACCAAGCAAUUGUGACUUGGAUAGGUUGGGUGAGUGGGCAAACUCAUGGCAGAUGCAAUUUAAUGUGGAUAAAUGUGAAGUUAUCCACUUUGGUGGCAAAAAUAGGAAAACAGAUUAUUAUCUGAAUGGUGGCCGAUUAGGAAAAGGGGAGGUGCAACGAGACCUGGGUGUCAUUAUACACCAGUCAUUGAAAGUGGGCAUGCAGGUACAGCAGGCGGUGAAAAAGGCGAACGGUAUGCUGGCAUUUAUAGCGAGAGGAUUCGAGU
Messenger RNA from Mobula hypostoma (lesser devil ray), 7265 nucleotides. It is a transcript of the gene stk11, whose product is annotated as serine/threonine kinase 11. Gene Ontology annotation, molecular function: ATP binding; protein serine/threonine kinase activity; protein kinase activator activity. Bases 80 to 1483 code for a protein of 467 amino acids. Gene Ontology annotation, cellular component: nucleus; cytoplasm. The transcript has 10 exons. Lineage: Eukaryota; Metazoa; Chordata; Chondrichthyes; Myliobatiformes; Myliobatidae. The record is from RefSeq and is a predicted model, not a curated record. Gene Ontology annotation, biological process: protein phosphorylation; activation of protein kinase activity; positive regulation of vesicle transport along microtubule.